AUGAACGGACCGUCCCCGAUCGACUUCUUCGCAGUCAUACGUGUUUCGACACUCGAAGAGAUGACUUGCGCGAAGGAUCGGUACUUCGGUCUCAAUCGUGUUCUCCUGCUCGCUGCUGGCUUGUGGCCUUAUGCACAAUCCAAACUUAUUUGGUUGCAAUUGACUUUGCAGUACGGAAUUCUGGGAAGUUUUAUCGUACUUCAGGCUUUACAUGAAGCACAUUGCUUCUUUGAGCAAUUAUUAACUUAUAAAGAUAAUAUGAUAAAGAAGCAAUGCACGUAUAAUGAUAUCAAGAUUGUCCAAAUUUUUAUAUCCUCAUUUAACGUAUCAUUUUUUGUUUUACUAUUGAACGGAUUACUUUAUGCAAGUCUCAAUCUUUAUCGGAUAUUUCGAGAAAUAUCAUCCGGAUGUAUUGGCGAAAAGUUGAUACAAUCAUUAUUAAUUAUGAAUAUUUAUUAUGUAUACACAUUCAUCGCCAACAAUGUUACGCAACAAGUUCUGGAUCAUAACAAUAACGUAUUCACUACUGUAUACAACGUUCAAUGGUAUGUAGCUCCGUUACAUGUACAGAAGCUAAUAUUGUUUCUAUUGCAAAGGGGUAGUAAAACUCUUAAGAUAGUAAUUGGUGGACUGUUUGAGGGUUCUUUAGAAGGCUUCGCCACGCUGGCCAGUGCAUCAAUGUCUUACUUCACAUUUAUUUAUUAUACGAAUCAAUAACGUGCCGAUCUGUAGCACUGUACAAUCUAUAGACUUAAAUAUAGAGUUUUAAUGACAAUGUCGCAAAAAAUGUAAUAUAUGGAUA
Messenger RNA from Wasmannia auropunctata (little fire ant), 802 nucleotides. RefSeq lists its product as uncharacterized. The record is from RefSeq and is a predicted model, not a curated record. Gene Ontology annotation, molecular function: olfactory receptor activity; odorant binding. Gene Ontology annotation, cellular component: plasma membrane. Bases 1 to 717 code for a protein of 238 amino acids. The transcript has 6 exons. Lineage: Eukaryota; Metazoa; Arthropoda; Insecta; Hymenoptera; Formicidae. Gene Ontology annotation, biological process: sensory perception of smell; detection of chemical stimulus involved in sensory perception of smell.